GCAGGAGAAAGGAAUAUUCUGAAACACCUGCCUGGACUUACUGGUUUUGGUCAUCAUUGAUGCUGAGCAGAACUGGAAGAGACACUGAACGAUGGAUGCUACUUGGUCUCUGAGCGUGCAGUCAUGGAGAGGACUAUGUAUUCUAAAGGCAGUUCUUGAAAAUGAAAUUUUAGCAAAAUUUAAGUCUGGAAGUUUAGAAUUAUGAAACUGCCGUCAAGCUGUUAGUAUUGUUUUCCUAAACGUCUUCUGGGCACAGACUGCAUGUUGCAGUUGUAUAUAUCCUGAGAGGAUGAGGAGAACUAGCCAAAACACUUAAGAGAAUAAGCCGUCUCAUACCUUGCUGCUGUGCUAGGCGGGAAAGGAUCGAUCAUGGGCAUGUCUGACUUAAUCAUCCAGAAAGCACGUCUGCCGUUUUCUAUUCGAGUCCUCUUGGAAGCAGCAAUCCGUAACUGUGAUGAGUUUCUAGUGAGGAAGGAAGAUGUGGAGAAUAUUCUCAACUGGAAAGUGGUGCAACACAAGAAUGUUGAAGUGCCAUUUAAGCCUGCGCGAGUUAUUCUGCAAGACUUCACUGGGGUACCAGCUGUGGUUGACUUUGCUGCGAUGCGUGAUGCUGUGAAGAAACUUGGUGGAAACCCAGAAAAAAUCAACCCCAUCUGUCCUGCAGAUCUAGUGAUAGAUCACUCCAUCCAAGUCGAUUUUAACAGGGGGUCAGACAGCUUGCAAAAGAAUCAGGACCUGGAAUUUGAAAGAAACAAAGAAAGGUUUGAGUUCUUAAAGUGGGGCUCCCAGGCUUUUCAGAACAUGAAGAUUAUUCCACCAGGCUCUGGGAUCAUCCACCAAGUGAACUUGGAGUACUUAGCCAGAGUGGUGUUUGAUCAGGAUGGUUACUACUAUCCAGACAGUGUGGUAGGCACUGACUCACACACCACCAUGAUAGAUGGCUUGGGAGUGCUUGGCUGGGGUGUUGGUGGCAUUGAAGCAGAAGCAGUGAUGUUGGGCCAGCCGAUCAGCAUGGUGCUUCCUGAGGUGGUUGGCUAUAAACUUCUGGGAAACCCUCAGCCGCUGGUAACAUCCACAGACAUAGUGCUUACCAUUACUAAGCACCUUCGCCAGGUUGGAGUUGUGGGUAAAUUUGUGGAGUUUUUCGGUCCUGGUGUAGCCCAGCUGUCAAUUGCUGACCGAGCCACCAUUGCCAAUAUGUGUCCAGAGUACGGAGCAACAGCUGCCUACUUCCCAGUGGAUGACAUUAGCAUUGGGUACCUGAUACAAACAGGCCGUGAUAAAGAGAAAAUUACAUGCACAAGAAAAUAUCUGGAGGCUGUGGGAAUGCUUAGAGAUUUCAAGAACUCUGCUCAGGAUCCAGACUUCACACAGGUUGUUGAGUUGGAUCUCCAUACUGUUGUCCCUUGCUGCAGUGGACCCAAAAGACCUCAGGACAAAGUUGCUGUAUCGGAUAUGAAGAAGGAUUUUGAGACUUGUCUGGGAGCCAAGCAAGGAUUCAAGGGAUUCCAGAUUGCCCCUGACUGUCACAACAACAAAGUGAAAUUUAGUUUUGAGGGCUGUGACUUUGAGCUUGCUCAUGGUUCCGUAGUGAUUGCUGCCAUUACAAGCUGUACCAACACCAGUAACCCCUCGGUUAUGCUGGGAGCAGGAUUGCUUGCUAAGAAAGCUGUUGAAGCUGGCUUGACCGUGAAGCCAUACAUUAAAACUAGCCUGUCCCCAGGAAGCGGGGUUGUCACUUACUAUCUGAGGGAGAGUGGAGUUAUGCAUUACCUUUCUCAAUUAGGGUUUGAUGUGGUGGGUUAUGGCUGCAUGACCUGCAUUGGCAAUAGCGGGCCCCUACCAGAAUCUGUUGUUGAGGCCAUCACAAAGGGCGACCUUGUUGCUGUGGGUGUGUUGUCUGGAAACAGGAAUUUUGAAGGGCGUGUCCAUCCCAAUACCCGUGCAAACUACCUAGCCUCCCCACCCCUGGUAAUAGCCUAUGCAAUUGCAGGGACCAUCCGGAUUGACUUUGAAAAAGAGCCUUUGGGAAUAAAUGCCUCGGGGAAAAAGAUUUUCCUAAAAGACAUCUGGCCAACCCGAAACGAGAUUCAGGCUGUUGAGCGUCAGUUCGUUAUUCCUGGGAUGUUCAAGGAAGUCUACCAAAAAAUAGAGACAGUAAAUAAAUCUUGGAAUGCCUUAGAUGCUCCUUCAGAUAAACUAUAUACUUGGAAUCCCAAGUCAACGUACAUCAAGUCUCCACCUUUCUUUGAUGGUCUGACUUUGGCUCUUCAGACCCCCAAAUCAAUCAAAGAUGCUUAUGUGCUGCUGAGUUUUGGGGAUUCUGUGACAACUGACCACAUAUCUCCAGCUGGGAAUAUAGCAAGGAAUAGUCCUGCAGCCCGUUAUUUGACUAGCAGAGGCUUGACUCCUCGAGAGUUCAAUUCUUACGGCUCCCGCAGAGGGAAUGAUGCUGUCAUGGCCAGAGGAACAUUUGCAAACAUUCGCUUGGUGAACAAAUUUGUUGAUAAGCAGGGACCUCAGACUGUCCAUUUCCCUUCUGGGGAAACUCUUGAUGUGUUUGAUGCUGCAGAAAGAUACAAGCAGGCUGGCCAUCCUCUGAUCGUGCUGGCUGGGAAGGAAUACGGUGCAGGAAGUUCCAGAGACUGGGCAGCCAAAGGACCGUUUCUUUUGGGAGUCAAGGCAGUGCUUGCUGAAAGCUAUGAGAGAAUUCAUCGCAGUAACCUAGUAGGAAUGGGAGUGAUUCCUCUGCAGUAUUUACCUGGUGAGGAUGCAAGUACUCUAGGCCUCACUGGACGUGAACGUUACACAAUUAUCAUUCCUGAGAAACUAAAACCACAGAUGAACAUCCAAGUCAAGCUGGAUACUGGGAAAACCUUUCAUGCCAUCAUGAGGUUUGACACUGAUGUGGAGCUCACUUACUUCCACAAUGGAGGCAUUCUGAACUAUAUGAUCCGUAAAAUGGCAUCCUAAUCCAAACAACGUUAAGCAAAAAGAUCCAGGUACAAGCCUGCUUCUGGUGAGCACAAGAAAACAAUAUGGUAAUCAUAAACAUAAAAGCCUGAACCAUAAAGUGAGCAACUUCUAUGUGGAUUAUAUUAUCAGGUGGUGUGUUUACAAUGUUGAAUGAUUCUGUGUAUCUGGAAAUGGGGCACUUGUCCCAUUAAAGAAAACAACUUUUUAUUACUUUAUUCAUAUGGUGGUUGAAUUGACUUACUGUAGGAUGACAGUGCAAAAGUCAUGCAGUAGCAAAGUAUUAAAAAAAAAAAAACUACUGUUGGAAUCUGUGGAACUGUUGAAGAUCAUGUGCUGAUUAUGUAUAUUUUGUCCAUUUAGUUUGACUCAGGUUCAGUUCUAUGCUCAAAUCACUGGUCCAAAAAUUAACUGACAAUAUAAAAUUAAUUUUUUUUUCCUUUUCUGAUUACCAGACAUUGACUUACUUUUAACUACAAUUGAUCAGAAUCCAACUCUAAUAUUGAAAUUAAUUAUUUAGCUGCUUAUUCAUUUUAAAAAUGUGAACUCUUUUCCUUUGAAAUCUAAGCUCUAGCUUUUGUGGAAAAGUGGGCCAUAUGAGGACAAUAUUUCUAAUGGAUUAAAAUUAAAUAUAUUUUCAAAAAAG
Molecule: messenger RNA, 3619 nt
Organism: Struthio camelus australis
Lineage: Eukaryota; Metazoa; Chordata; Aves; Struthioniformes; Struthionidae
Source: RefSeq, a predicted model, not a curated record